GCAUCGCCAGUUCAGCGAUCUAGAGAGAGAGAUGGCACAGCCGAUGCACUAUGUUCUAUGACAUGCUAUGCAUCGACGAGCUGUUUUCCAUAUUGAUUCUGGCGUCAUCGUCAACCACGGUCUCUUUUCUCCACGAUCAGAACCGACCAAAUCAAAUCUCUCUACCUCAAGCUAUCUCUAGCCUGUAAGGAUCUACGCUUCUCUUCUUGGAAACAAUACUUUGGUAAUUCCCUUUAGAGACGACGAGAUUCUCUAAGGAUUGAUUGAUUGAUUUCUUGAUUCUUCCAAUUAUGGCCUUCGUCCACCUCCAUCUUCUUUGAAUUCGUUUCAAUUGUAUGCAUAGAGGAAAUGGCUGCACAGAACGUGGAUCUGUUUGAUGCGUACUUCCGAAGAGCAGAUUUGGAUAAGGACGGUAGAAUCAGUGGAUCUGAAGGCGUCACUUUCUUCCAAGGCUCAAAUCUGCCAAAACAAGUCCUCGCCCAGAUAUGGAUGCAUGCUGAUCACAACAAAACUGGUUUCCUAGGAAGGAAUGAGUUCUACAAUGCCCUUAAACUUGUUACUGUGGCACAAAGUAAGCGAGAGCUAACCCCAGAUAUUGUGAAGGCAGCGCUUUAUGGUCCUGCUUCAACUAAAAUUCCUGCUCCGCAGAUAACGUUUGCUGCUCAACCCACUUUACAGUCAAAUUCUCCAGUGGGCCAGCACAUAGCACCAUCUCCUCAAAAUGUUGGCUUAGGAGGGCCACAUGUAGCUCCUAAUGCCAACAUGGGCCAGCAGUUUUUUCCUUCUCAACAAGCACAGUCAGCAAAACCACCUCGACCCAUGCAUACUCCUGCUAACUUCCAUCCCCAGCAGGCUUCUAUCACACCUUCUCAUCCUCCAAUCACAAACAGCUCUUCUGAUUGGCUUGGUGGGGUUGCCAAUGUGCCCUCGGGGGGAGUAUCUUCCCAAAUUUCUAGCAGAGGAAUUGCUCCUGCCCCUAACCAGGUGGGAUCUGGACCUGCAGUUACUGGUUUGCAACCAACACCACAGCCAAUAAAAAGGGAUAGUCCAAGCAUGGCAUCUCCGCAUGAGGUAGGAAAGGAUCCUAAACCGUUGGUGGCUUCUGGAAAUGGAUUUAUGUCUGGCUCAGGUUUUGGAGAUGCAUCUGCUGCAUCCUUUUCUCAACCUAAGCAGGAAUUUACGGUGCCUGCAUCUUCUGCCAGUGCUUUAACUAGUCCAUCUAACAAUAUUCCAGUUUCUACGGGGUCUCAAAUGACAAUCAAGUCAGGGGGAGUUGGAUCUCCUCAAGACUUAUUUACUCAGCAAUCUGGAGGAAAUCAAUACCAGCAAAUUCAGACAACAGGGAAAGGAAACACACUAGCCCCUUUACAGAGUAGCGCAGAAAAGACUUCAACAAGUUAUGGUUUUGUUGCAGGAGCUGGAAACGUGACUACUGCUCAAUCACAGGCUCCUUGGCCAAAGAUUACUCAGUCUGAUGUUCAAAAGUAUACUAGAGUAUUUGUGGCAGUUGACACUGACAGAGAUGGAAAAAUUAGUGGUGAACAGGCACGGAACUUGUUCUUAAGUUGGCGGCUUCCACGCGAGGUUUUAAAGCAGGUGUGGGAUCUUUCUGAUCAAGAUAAUGACAGCAUGCUUUCUUUAAGAGAAUUCUUUAUCGCACUUUAUCUUAUGGAACGGUACAGGGAAGGCCGUCCGCUUCCCUCUGUGCUACCAAGUGGUGUUUUUUUGGAUGAAGGGCUGUUGCCUGCCACUGGUCAAUUUGCCUCAGCGAACAACAAUGCAAGUUGGAAACCUAAUCCUCCUGGUGUACAGCAAACAAGAGUGAUGCCUCCUCCCCAACAAUCUACUCAUGCUGACAGAGCAAGGGUACCAAAUCAGGGACCUCUCCCUCUAGCGGAUGAGUCUAAACCACCUUCUCCACAGAAAUCCAAGGUUCCCGUGCUUGAAAAGAACCUUGUACACCAACUUAGUGAAGGGGAACAAAACUCACUAAACUCAAAGUUCCAAGAUGCAACAGAAGCAAAUAAGAAAGUGGAAGAACUGGAGAAGGAAAUAGUAGAGUCUAGACAGAAGAUAGAGUUCUACAGCUCCAAGAUGCAAGAACUUAUUUUAUACAAAAGCAGAUGUGAUAGCCGUUUUAAUGAGAUCACAGAAAGAGUUUCUGCUGAUAAGCGCGAGGUUGAAUCUCUUGCCAAGAAGUAUGAAGAGAAAUACAAGCAAAGAGGAGACGUGGCAUCUAAAUUAAGUAUCGAAGAGUCCACAUUUCGUGAUAUUCAGGAGGAAAAAAUGAACCUGUACCGGGCGAUUGUGAAAAUAGACCAAUCCGGGAAGCCUGACGCAAUUCAGGCUGAUGCUGAUCGAAUCAAACUAGAAUUGGAGGAGCUGAUGAAAUCCUUGAAUGAACGCUGCAAAACUUACAGCUUACGUUCAAAACCAACAACAUUGGUUGAACUUCCUUUUGGUUGGCAAAUUGGCAUUCAAGAAGGCACAGCUGAUUGGGAUGAAAGUUGGGAUAAGUUCGAAGAUGAAGGAUUCACGUUGGUUAAAGAGCUGACUGUAGACGUGCCAAAUGUUGUUGCACCUCCUAAGGAGAAAAUACUCCGGAAAAAACAAUCUUCAGUUACUGAUGAAACUGAGGUUUCAUCUACAGUUGCAAAUGGUAGUAAUAUUAAGAAAGUAGCAAGUUCUGAAGAAAAGGUUUCUAAUGAUGCUCAUAGCGAAGACGGUAUCAAUUCAAGUCCAAUCGGAAGUCCAUUAAGCAGGAAUGCAUCAGAAAGCCCAUCUAAACUGUCACAUACUUCACCCCGCAAUUUAGACAACCAGAGUGAACAUGGAGGUGCAGAUUCUGUUGCUUCUGGGGAGAAAGGUUUUGACGAACCAAAAUGGGGAAAUUUCGACUCUCAUUAUGACACUGACUCCCUCUGGGACUUCAAUUCUGGUUCUAAUAAGGAUAUGGACAAUUCAUUCUUUGAUUCUGGUGACUUGGGUCUACCUCCAAUCCGAACAGAUUUUACAUACAACGAUAAUAACAUGCCAAAGAAAAGUGCAUAUGCCUUUACAGAUUCCGGCAACUCUCCACAGUCCGAUACCUCGUUUCACAACAACAAGAAUUCGUUUGUGUUCGAUUCUGUUCCAAGCACCCCACAAUCUGAUAUCUUUCAGAACAACAAAACCACCUUUGCUUUUGAUUCCGUCCCUAGCAGCCCACAAAUCAACAAUCUAUUCGAAAACAAAAGUACAUUCCAGUUCGAUUCUGUCCCUAGCACACCAAUGUACGAAUCCGACAGCUUCUCGAGGUUCGAUUCAUUCAACGUGAACGAAACAGGGCAGUUUCAAGCUCGCGAUUCCUUUUCUAGAUUCGAUUCGUUUAGAAGCAAUGCAGAUUCGGAAUAUGGCCAGGGAUUCUUCUCUCAGCAAGAUUCGCUAGGAAGAUUUGAUUCGUUUAGGAGUUCUCGAGAAUCGGAGGAUUUGACAACACAACGGGAUUUUGGAAGGUUUGAUUCUAUUCGAAGCAAUAGAGAUUCUGAGUUUUCUGCUUUCGACGAUUCAUCCGACCCGUUUGGAUCCGGCCCGUUUAAGACAGACAGUCAAACCCCGAGGAGAGAUUCAGACAGCUGGAAGCCUUUUUAGGUUCGAAUUUGUGUUGUGGAAAUCGCUAAAUAGGUUGUUAUUUUUUUGUGGAGAAUUGAAACAUUAUAUACCACAUUUGAGUUUUUUUUUAAGUUGGUGAAUUCGCGUUGUAUUGUUUCUGCGGAUUUUUUUGCUCUGAUUUCUUGGAUUUUUCCAUUUUCGUUAUUUUUUUUUUGUUUUUAAUUCAAUUGCUUAUUUUGUAGACAAUGUGUAUAAAUACAAACACAUCUAUUGUAAACUACUACUACUACUUAUAGUCUUAUGGGUAGACAAACAUAUUAUUAUGUGUGCAAUGAGUUUUCACAUUUGUUAAA
Impatiens glandulifera is the source of this 3944-nucleotide messenger RNA. RefSeq names its product actin cytoskeleton-regulatory complex protein PAN1-like. The transcript has 13 exons. Gene Ontology annotation, molecular function: protein binding; calcium ion binding. Bases 349 to 3630 code for a protein of 1093 amino acids. Gene Ontology annotation, cellular component: cytoplasm; plasma membrane; nucleus. The record is from RefSeq and is a predicted model, not a curated record. Lineage: Eukaryota; Viridiplantae; Streptophyta; Magnoliopsida; Ericales; Balsaminaceae. Gene Ontology annotation, biological process: endosomal transport; endocytosis.